AAGAAGCUCUGGAAAGUGGAGUCGUGAGUUCUCGCGAUGCGAGAUUAGCGAAGGCAGACUGCGAGACCGACACGAUUCCAGUAGAGUACUGAUAAAAUUCAGAAAUGUCGGGUCGCUCGGUCCGCGCGGAGACCCGAAGCCGCGCUAAAGAUGACAUUAAGAAAGUGAUGGCGGCUAUCGAGAGAGUACGGAGAUGGGAGAAGAAAUGGGUCACAGUUGGAGAUACAUCAUUAAGAAUAUUUAAAUGGGUUCCUGUGGUGGACACAAAGGAGAAGGACAAGAGCAAAGUGUCUGUGGGUGGAGAGAUACAACGGAAAAAUUUUCCCACGGAGGAGUCAUCUGAUAACUCCUGUUCUGUACUGCUAGACUUUCAAGAUGAGAACAGCAACCAAAGUUCUCUGUCAGACUCGUACCAGCAUAAAGUAGCUGCAGACAGCAGCAAUAACUCCAGUCCACAGCCCAGUGAGCCAGUCAGCCCUGCACCUCAGAGUCUAGACUACCGUACAGAUGACCCACAGCCGCCCACCCUCGGCCAAGAAAUCAUGGAAGAGCCACUGCUGCAGUCGAGUGAGAUUGCAGAUGAGCCGCCAACACUGAUCAAAGAAGAUCUUUUACCCCUCACUGCUCCGGAGGAUGAGGACAGUUGUGGAGCCCCACCACUGAAAAGAAUCUGUACCGAGCAGGUCUCGGUCAUCCAGGCGGCCCCUCUUAGCUAACACACACACACACACACACACACACACACGCGCACACACACUGUACACUGGGCAUUGAUAAUCAGCCAGACUGAUCACUGGCCUUCCUAGAACUGCUGCAAAAGACACAAUAUGGACCAGACAUCAAAAAAGCACUAUAUUUAUUAUCGCAUGGGAUCGCUUUGCAACAUUUUAGAUUUACAAAUCUUUGCUUUCCCUUCAUAUCUCCCACAAUAUGCUUCCAUUCAGGUCAUGUCAGGAUUAUUGUUCAUUUUUGAAGAUCUCAUAGUAGAAUCUCUGAAUUGUUAUCUCCUACACCAAUUCUGACAUAACCUGAAUGAUGCAUUAAUUCAACGUUUAUAGGCCACAACCAAAAAAAGCCAGACUAUUGACUAGAAAUUCCUGUUUACAGGGAGAAUGAAUGAAUGUACUAUCACUAUAAAGCCCUUCUUGUUGAAAUUAUUAUAAUGCUAAUAGUUUUAUUUUAUUGUCAUUAGAAUGUGAUGCUUGUUAAAAAAAAGAAAGCCAUAAACUAAUUUCAUGUUGACUGAAGGUUUAGCCAUUAUUGAAGAAAAUAUCCUUCAAAACAAAGACAAAUAACAAGUUAAAUGAUUAAAGGGUACUUGAAAAAAUAAUUGAACACAUCACGCUUUAUGCACAAAUAAGCUCAUUAGACCACACCAUUCCCUUUUAUUAAAAACAAUGACUCAACAAGCAGAAUGUCUUCAAUCAAAUUCUGUAAGUUUACACUUAUAUAUGCUAUCCAUAUUUUCUGCUUUUAGAUACUGGUCUCAGGGUCUGUAGUGCCUCCAACUCUCUUUUGUUGCUGUAAUUGAACAUUUACUCUCCUGUCUCUGUUGGACACCCCUAAAAAUACCUGUCUCUUAUGCCACAUUUUUAUUUUUUGCACACUGGUCUAGUGGGCACAUUGAAGUUGAUGAAGCAGUUGUAUUGUUAUUUGAUGCAAAUAUCAUUAAAAUUUUAGACAUUUAAAGAUCA
Molecule: messenger RNA, 1694 nt
Organism: Onychostoma macrolepis
Lineage: Eukaryota; Metazoa; Chordata; Actinopteri; Cypriniformes; Cyprinidae
Gene: bcl7ba
Product: BAF chromatin remodeling complex subunit BCL7B a
Exons: 6
Coding region: 105-716 (203 amino acids)
Source: RefSeq, a predicted model, not a curated record